This is a messenger RNA of Phanerochaete carnosa HHB-10118-sp, 802 nucleotides long. RefSeq lists its product as uncharacterized. Gene Ontology annotation, biological process: mitochondrial respiratory chain complex I assembly; aerobic respiration; electron transport coupled proton transport. Gene Ontology annotation, molecular function: quinone binding; 4 iron, 4 sulfur cluster binding; NADH dehydrogenase (ubiquinone) activity. NCBI's taxonomy places the organism in Eukaryota, Fungi, Basidiomycota, Agaricomycetes, Polyporales, Phanerochaetaceae. The transcript is spliced from 6 exons. The record is from RefSeq and is a predicted model, not a curated record. Bases 47 to 727 code for a protein of 226 amino acids.
GUCGUUGAGCAAAGUCAACGACUCCCUGCCUUUCACUUCCACUAUCAUGUCGCUCGCUGUCUUUAGAAAUACUAUCUCUUCUACUGCACGACGUGCAGCUUUCCGACCCCAGGUGGGGGUAGCGGCAGCUCGCUCAAUACACAAUUCCAAGCAAGCGAAUGCGGAGAUACCCACUUCCUCGACCACAUCCUCCACCGAACCUAUCACACAUAUUGCCAAGCUAAAUUCGAAUCAGCUGAGCCUCGAGACGCCACAGAACAAGGCUGAGUAUGUUCUCUCGACGAUGGACAAGAUCGCGAACUGGGCAAGGCAGGGUUCCAUGUGGCCGAUGACCUUUGGUCUUGCGUGCUGUGCGGUGGAGAUGAUGCACAUGGCCGCCGCUCGUUACGACCAGGACCGUCUCGGCGUCGUCUUCCGUGCCAGUCCACGGCAGUCCGAUAUCAUGAUUGUCGCGGGUACCCUCACGAACAAGAUGGCUCCCGCCCUCCGCACUGUCUACGACCAGAUGCCCGAGCCCCGCUGGGUCAUCUCCAUGGGGUCGUGUGCGAACGGUGGUGGAUACUAUCAUUACUCGUACUCGGUCGUUCGCGGAUGUGACCGCAUUGUUCCCGUCGAUAUUUACGUUCCUGGUUGUCCACCCACCGCAGAGGCGCUGCUGUAUGGUAUGCUCCAACUUCAGCGUAAGAUGAGGAAAAACCGGAAGAGCGUCCUCUGGUACCGCAAGUAGUUACCGGCGUUUUCUGGGCCAGUACUUCGUGAAACCAGACUUGUAUUUAGGACUCGGACAAAACUAUCGUUUAAU